This is a messenger RNA of Hyposmocoma kahamanoa, 1227 nucleotides long. RefSeq names its product lipase 3-like. The transcript has a single exon. NCBI's taxonomy places the organism in Eukaryota, Metazoa, Arthropoda, Insecta, Lepidoptera, Cosmopterigidae. Gene Ontology annotation, molecular function: hydrolase activity, acting on ester bonds. Bases 1 to 1227 code for a protein of 408 amino acids. The record is from RefSeq and is a predicted model, not a curated record.
AUGGACCUCCGGAUUUCCAUCUUUAUACACACUAUUUUCAUAUUUCUGUCUAUAAACAGUGCCCAUAAUAAAAGAAGAGAGAUAAAAACAGCCGAGAACAAUGACCUCAGUGCUUCUAUAUUUUUUGACUCAAAACAAUUAAUUUCUACAAAUGGUUAUCCUACAGAGACACAUUCAGUGGUUACGGAAGAUGGUUACAUUGUGAAUUUGUUUCGAAUACCCCAAAAAGGCCAACCAGUGUUGUUAGUUCAUGGAAUUGGUGAUAGUUCAGACUCGUGGUUAAUUCUAGGGCCUCCGAAUUCCUUAGCGUUUCUUCUAUACGACGUUGGUUUCGACGUGUGGGUGUACAACGCCAGGGGCAAUAAAUACAGCCUGAGACAUACCAGGAGUCUUCCAAGAAAACAGUACUGGAAUUUCAGCUAUGAAGAGAUGGGAUCACGCGACUUGCCAGCCACUAUCGAUUACAUUUUGCUCAACUCCUCUCGACCGAAGUUGGACUACGUUGGUUUUUCUCAGGGCACGACAAUUUUUUUCGUGAUGGCCAGCAUGCGACCAGAAUAUAAUAAAAAAAUUAAUCAUGCAGUGCUUCUGGCUCCAGUCGCCUGGGUGAGCAACUUAAAGUACCCUUUUAUAGAUAUUUUGACACAAAAUUUGCGACAGUUAACCAUUGCUGCCAGCCGUUUGGGGAUCUACAAUUUAUUUCCCAAUAGUCCACUAUUGAAUCUAUAUCAUGCCCAAGUAUGCAAUAAAACAAACCCUGCUAGAGUUUUGUGUGAUGCAGAAUAUUACAUAAGUUACGGAUUAAAAGAUAUAAACAAUUUACCGCCUAGCAAGAUUCCGGUGAUAGCUAGUCAUAUACCCGCCGGCACUUCAACCAAGACUUUUCUACAUUUUAUGCAAGGAUACGCUAGUAAGAAUUUCCAAAGAUACAAUUACUAUAGUUUAGAGGAAAAUGACAUGGUGUAUGGAUCUUCUAAGCCACCUGUUUACAACGUGUCUUCGGUCAGUGCACCAAUUUCGUUAUUUGUUAGUGAAUCGGAUUGGUACAGUCAAAUCGAAGAUGUGAAAAUACUCAGACGUAAGUUACCUAACGUUAUGAACUGUAUUGUAUUUAAUAAAACAUUAGAAUUUACACAUCUCGAAUUUAUUUACGGUUCCCGAGUGAAAACAUUAGUUAACGAUCCAGUUGUUAGUUUAUUAAAAUUUUACAAUAAACAGAGUUUUUAG